This is a messenger RNA of Mytilus californianus (California mussel), 874 nucleotides long. RefSeq names its product general transcription factor 3C polypeptide 6-like. Bases 130 to 606 code for a protein of 158 amino acids. Gene Ontology annotation, cellular component: transcription factor TFIIIC complex. Gene Ontology annotation, biological process: transcription by RNA polymerase III. NCBI's taxonomy places the organism in Eukaryota, Metazoa, Mollusca, Bivalvia, Mytilida, Mytilidae. The record is from RefSeq and is a predicted model, not a curated record. The transcript has 5 exons.
UCCUCUGUAACAUACGGGCACCUGUAGCUGGAGCUAAACGGAUUAAGACAGAAAACCAGUACAAUAAAAAAAAAACAUACAUCGUGAAUUAUUCUUCACAGGUUUAUAGUUGUAACAACACACAAUAGAAUGUCAAAUAAAAACGUGGCCGAUGACAAUGAUGAAGAAGAGAUGACAUUUAUUGUGGAACUAUCUGGUAUACUGGACUCUGACCUUCUGAGUAAAGUAAAAGGGAAUUGUCAAGUACUGGGUAUAGAUACUGACAAGCCACUGCUUCAGUUAGAACAAUAUACAUUUACUGGGGAAUAUGAGGACACACUAGGAACAGGCCUAGUAUUUGAAGAAAAAGACAAAUCAGAAGCCAGCCAAUUAAAGGAAACACGACAGAAUAUAUUACAUCAUUUGUUAGGAGAAGAUAGUAUUAAUACAGCAGUUGAUUUACAAUUCUCUCAUGUUGUCAACAAAAAACUGAUCAUGAAGCGAGCAUUUCUAACACCAGAGGAUGAAACUGAUGGAGAGCCAUUAACUUCUUCAGAUACAAUUGAGAAUGUAGAUAUGGCAGCAGAGGAUGAGAGUGCAAGGACAAGUACAGGUCCAGAUGGAUGAACUCUAUAAAGCUCUCAAUGGCUGUCAACAAUGAGGAUCUCUGUUCAUGAUUUGUUAUGUGAGAUGUGAGCAUAUUGAGAAGGACAUAUUAAAUGAGAAAUAUUGAAAUACAUUGUUGAUGACAUUAGUAUGUUCUUGAAAUAUAUGAAAGUUCUGACUGUGAAUGUAUCCAUCAAUAUAAGUAAUGUGUUACAUGGACAUCAAUAUGUUGUAAUGUAAUAAAUCACUUGUCUUUCUGAAACACUGAACAAAUCAGGGAAAAAAUAUU